CCGGGUCGGCAGCUGCGGCCUCCUCUCCGGCCCAUCUAUUUUUAAUGAGCUCCCCAGGCUUCUGCAGCCGGCCGGAUGCAGAAAGGCAGGCCCAAUUGGUGGAGGCCAGGAGCCCCAGGCCUGCCUUGAGCUCUGACCCCCACAUCCGUCUGGGCAUGAGAGGGCAGUCCUGGAGCCCCGCAGCCCCCUGGCCGGGCAGGGCUCUCCAUGCAGCUGGUGCUGAAGAUGGAUUCAAGCCCAGACAAUGACAGCUGGUUGGAGGACCAGUGGGAGCGCUGGCUCACCCACGACAUCAGUCUGGAGGAGUUUGAGGAUGAAGACCUUUCAGAGAUCACUGAUGAGUGUGGGAUCAGCCUGCAGUGCAAAGACACAUUGUCCCUCAGGCCCCCGCGCGCCGGGCUGCUGUCUGCCGGUGGCAGCGGCAACGCGGGGAGCCGGCUGCAGGCGGAGAUGCUGCAGAUGGACCUGAUCGACGCAGCAGGCGACACUCCCGGAGCCGAGGACGACGAGGAGGACGACGACGAGCUCGCCGCCCAACGGCCUGGAGUGGGGCCUCCCAAAACCGAGUCCGGCCAGGAGCCGGCGCCUCGCAGCCACGGCCAGGGCCCGGGCACCGGCAGCGGGGACACCUACCGGCCCAAGCGGCCCACCACCCUCAACCUCUUCCCGCAGGUGCCGCGGUCUCAGGACACGCUGAACAAUAAUUCUUUAGGCAAAAAGCACAGUUGGCAGGACCGCGUGUCUCGAUCAUCCUCCCCUCUCAAGACAGGGGAGCAGACACCGCCACAUGAACACAUCUGCCUGAGUGAUGAACUGCCACCCCAGAGCAGUCCUCUUCCCACCAAGGAUCGAGGCACCUCCACCGACAGCCCUUGCCGCCGCAGCGCCGCCACUCAGAUGGCACCUCCGAGUGGUCCUCCUGCCACUGCACCCGGUGGCCGGGGCCACUCCCAUCGAGACCGAAUCCACUAUCAGGCAGACGUGCGGCUUGAGGCAACUGAGGAGAUUUACCUGACCCCAGUGCAGAGGCCCCCAGACCCUGCAGAGCCCACCUCCUCCUUCCUCCCACCCACGGAGAGCCGGAUGUCAGUUAGCUCUGAUCCAGACCCAGCUGUUUACUCGGCAACUGCAGGACGGCCACACCCCUCCAUCAGUGAAGAGGAUGAGGGCUUCGACUGCCUGUCAUCCCCAGAGCGAGCUGAGCCACAAGGAGGGUGGCGGGAAAGCCUUCGGGAGCCACCCCCGCCUCCACGGGCUUCACUGAGCUCGGACACCAGCGCCCUGUCCUACGACUCGGUCAAGUACACACUGGUGGUGGAUGAGCAUGCGCAGCUUGAGCUGGUGAGCCUGCGGCCGUGCUUCGGAGACUACAGCGACGAGAGCGACUCCGCCACCGUGUAUGACAACUGUGCCUCUGCAUCCUCGCCCUACGAGUCAGCCAUUGGGGAGGAGUAUGAGGAGGCUCCUCAGCCCCGGCCCCCUGCCUGCCUCUCAGAGGACUCCACGCCGGAUGAGCCUGAUGUGCACUUCUCGAAGAAGUUUCUGAACGUCUUCAUGAGUGGCCGCUCUCGCUCCUCCAGUGCCGAGUCCUUCGGGCUGUUCUCCUGUGUCAUAAACGGGGAGGAGCAUGAGCAAUCCCAUCGGGCCAUAUUCAGGUUUGUUCCUCGGCAUGAAGACGAGCUUGAGCUAGAAGUGGAUGACCCUCUGCUGGUGGAGCUGCAGGCAGAAGACUAUUGGUACGAGGCCUAUAACAUGCGCACAGGAGCCCGAGGUGUGUUUCCUGCCUACUAUGCCAUUGAGGUCGCCAAGGAGCCCGAGCACAUGGCAGCCCUUGCCAAAAACAGCGACUGGACUGACCAGUUCCGGGUGAAGUUCCUGGGCUCCGUCCAGGUUCCUUAUCACAAGGGCAAUGAUGUCCUCUGUGCCGCUAUGCAAAAGAUUGCCACCACCCGCCGGCUCACCGUGCACUUUAACCCCCCCUCCAGCUGUGUUCUUGAGAUCAGUGUCAGGGGUGUCAAGAUAGGUGUCAAAGCCGAUGAUGCUCAGGAGGCCAAGGGAAAUAAAUGUAGCCACUUUUUCCAGCUAAAAAACAUCUCUUUCUGUGGAUACCAUCCAAAGAACAACAAGUACUUUGGUUUCAUCACCAAGCACCCUGCUGAUCACCGAUUUGCCUGCCAUGUCUUUGUGUCCGAAGACUCCACCAAAGCCCUGGCAGAGUCCGUGGGGCGUGCAUUUCACCAGUUCUACAAGCAGUUUGUGGAGUACACCUGUCCUACAGAAGACAUCUACCUGGAGUAGCGGCGCCCCCACCCUCUGCAGCCCCCAACCCCAGGCCAGUACUAGGACAGCUGGCUACGGACAAGACGUGGCACUGCCACAAGAGAAUGGGGAAAUGAGGGCUGUUCGGGGGUGGGGCGGGGGUGGGGAGAGGCAGGUACAGUUUAUUGUAAUAUAUGGGGUUAGAUUCAUCUAUGGAGGACAGUACAGGCUCUCUGGGGGCCGGGAAAGGAUGGGGCUGGGAGGUCAGGAACAGACGUACUGCCCUGUCCUGGGCCUUGUUUUUUGCCAGGGACUGCGGCUUCUCUGGCUUGGCUUGGACUUGGCUCCUGCCCUGACAAAGCCCACUCCACCUGGAAGUGCCCAUCAUCCUGUUCCCACCUCACCUAGAGCCCUGAGCUCAGGCUGAACCCAGCCGCCUCCCAAGGACUUUCCAGUAAGGAAAUGACAUACAGGACAGCAAAGACCCUGUUCUCAGCUGGCAUCGUGGGGCCUCCGGGCAGCUCUGACCUCCAGCCUGGCCAGCUUGCUGGUCCUGGCCUGCUUGUGUGCGCAAGGAAGGAGAGGUUACAGCAAGCCCUGCCUUGUAGGGAAAGGCAGUCUCUCAGCUGGCCCCCGCCAAUCCCAUGCUGUCUUGUCACCUGGCGACCACCAUUAAAGUGCCAUUUCCUGUCUG
Messenger RNA from Arvicola amphibius (Eurasian water vole), 2953 nucleotides. RefSeq names its product mitogen-activated protein kinase 8 interacting protein 1 (gene Mapk8ip1). Lineage: Eukaryota; Metazoa; Chordata; Mammalia; Rodentia; Cricetidae. The record is from RefSeq and is a predicted model, not a curated record. The transcript is spliced from 12 exons. Gene Ontology annotation, biological process: regulation of JNK cascade. Bases 208 to 2298 code for a protein of 696 amino acids. Gene Ontology annotation, molecular function: protein binding. Gene Ontology annotation, cellular component: cytoplasm.